Messenger RNA from Pelecanus crispus (Dalmatian pelican), 1367 nucleotides. NCBI's taxonomy places the organism in Eukaryota, Metazoa, Chordata, Aves, Pelecaniformes, Pelecanidae. The record is from RefSeq and is a predicted model, not a curated record.
CCUGAACCUCACCAACAGUGACAUCCUCACCAUUUAUGAUGGGGACGAGCUCACCGCCCGCAUCCUGGGGCAGUACGUUGGCAGCAGUGGUCCCCAGAAGCUCUACUCCUCCAGCCCUGACCUCACCAUCCAGUUCCACUCAGACCCUGCCGGGCUCAUCUUUGGGAAGGGGCAAGGAUUCAUCAUGAACUACAUAGAGGUGUCCCGCAAUGACUCCUGCUCCGACCUGCCUGAGAUCCAGAAUGGUUGGAAAACCACAUCGCACACGGAGCUGGUGAGAGGGGCCAAGAUCACCUACCAGUGUGACCCGGGCUAUGACAUCGUGGGGAGUGACACCCUCACCUGCCAGUGGGACCUCAGCUGGAGCAGCGACCCACCCUUCUGCGAAAAGAUUAUGUACUGCACAGACCCGGGGGAGGUGGAGCACUCAACCCGCCUCAUCUCUGACCCGGUGCUGCUGGUGGGGACCACCAUUCAGUACACGUGCAACCCCGGCUUUGUGCUGGAGGGCAGCUCGCUGCUGACCUGCUACAGCCGCGAGACGGGGACGCCCAUUUGGACCUCGCGGCUCCCACACUGCGUCUCUGAGGAGUCACUGGCCUGUGACAAUCCAGGACUGCCAGAAAAUGGCUACCAAAUACUUUAUAAGCGCCUCUACUUGCCAGGAGAGUCCCUGACCUUCAUGUGUUAUGAGGGCUUUGAACUCAUGGGGGAGGUUACCAUCAAAUGCAUCCUGGGCCAGCCGUCCCACUGGAGCGGACCCCUGCCCAUCUGCAAAGUGAAUCAAGACAGCUUUGAACAUGCUCUGGAAGUAGCAGAAGCUGCUGCAGAGACAUCACUCGAAGGGGGAAAUAUGGCCUUAGCCAUAUUCAUCCCGGUGCUGAUCAUCUCCUUGCUGCUGGGAGGAGCGUACAUCUAUCUCACAAGGUGUCGGUACUACUCCAGCCUCCGCCUUCCCCUCAUGUACUCCCACCCCUACAGCCAGAUCACAGUAGAAACGGAGUUUGACAACCCAAUUUAUGAGACAGGGGAAACAAGAGAAUACGAAGUUUCAAUAUAAGGACAGCGGUAAGAGAGUCUCCGGCUGCGAACUUAAUGUGCUCUCAUAGAACUUCCUCAGUAACUAAUCCAGAGACCACGUGGAGUUUGGUUGGACCCCUGGACCUGCUGUUGUCUUUCCUUUUGCCUCUUUAUUGAAGAUUUUACUGUUUUCUUCACUGUAUUUAUUCUAUUUAAACUGCGAUAGGUAUGCUGCAGAGCCCUGGGAGCAGGCAGCAGUGGGAGCCAGGGCAGAGCUGGGUCCCGGUGAGGCCAGGGUGUCACGGAGGCAUCCGCUGUCAUCCCCGCUCUGUGCGGCGGCACGUCCC